GGUAGCUCAGUGUAACAAGCUGGCCACUUGGAGGAACAUCGUCCAGAGUCCCCAGAAUUUUUCGCACGGCUGAGGAGAAGCCAGCUAUAUCACUGUGUUGAUUGAUAGUUGAAGGUGGAAUCUUCGCUGCUUUCUCACAGGAUCAAAUUUCAACCACUACAAGCGCCUUCUUUGCGCCGCUUUAGGUUUAUACUUACUUUCCUUUUCUCCCAUCAUUUUCUUCACUUCUCCUUGCAUAUUAUUAUCGCUUUUCUUUUUUUCGGAUAUCCCCCAAGAGUCGAGUUUGACAGCAUUAUGUGGUUCCCAGCGCUGUCAGCCCUAUGGCUGGCGGCUACCGCUUGGGGUGCUGUGAGUCGCGAUGAAGAUGGAAAUAUCAGGACGAUUGCUUUGCGAACCCACACACUAAAACAGCCUUACCUGGACUCCGAUAUGCAAAGCCGGUGGUAUGACUUUGGAGGUGACACUAUAGUUCGGACAGACUCUUAUAUCCGCCUCACCUCGGACCGCCCGUCGCAGAAUGGAUGGCUAUUUUCCCGAGUACCUCUUACUGCGACGAACUGGGAAGUCACUGUUGAAUUCAAGAUCCACGGAAAAAACCAACUGUAUGGCGAUGGCUUUGCGAUGUGGCUUACGAAAGAGCGGGGACAGUUGGGACCAGUAUUUGGACAUACGGACAACUUUGAAGGCCUUGGCAUUUUCAUCGAUACCUACAAGAACAACCGCCCCGGUGUAGUCUUCCCGUACGUUAUGGCAAUGGUUGGCGAUGGCAAGACAUCCUAUAACAAGGAUAACGACGGAAAGGACACCGAGUUUGCUGGCUGUUCUGCUCGGGGCAUCCGACAUGCUACUGUGCCAACCAAAUUAAAGCUCACCUACUUUCAAGACAAAUCGUUGAAGCUAGAGCUCCAGUACAAGAGCGAAGAUGAGUGGCAGCUAUGCUUUGAAACAAGCGAGCCCCCGGCAAUCCCCUCCGUUACGUACCUUGGAUUCAGCGCCGAGACGGGCGAGUUGAGUGAUAACCACGACAUCAUCUCCAUCGAUGCUAAGAAUCUGUAUAUAACGGGAGGCUCGACCAGCAAACCUACGCCCGGAAAAGGGAGUGCGAAAUCACCUCAGCUUCAGCAGCCGACCAGCGGUAGUAGCUGGACUUGGUUCUUCUUCAAGUUCUUGAUCUUUGGAUUGGUUGUUGGUGGAGCGUACGUGGGUUAUGCGGCGUACCGAUCAAACAAGAAGAGGAGCCAUCGAUUUUAAAGGGGAUAACUAUUAUACAUAGUCGAUAUGGGGAGGCAGUUGUGAUGCCGGAACGAGUCAAAAACACAAAUAUCACUAGCACAUGAAACUUUAGAGGACUGUAUGGUCUUUUUGUAAAGUCAUGCAGUAUCCUUACGUCUUAUGGAUUUGGCAGGCGUUCCAACGGCAAUGUAAAACUAAAGGGGUAGUACUCAAAUACAGUAGGAAAAAUUAUCGAAUUGCGAGAAGCUCAGACCAAGUCCAACCGAACUCUUAGGAGACAAUGGUCACUGUCUGUUAUCACGCCUCGGCACUACUAGUAGAUGAAGUGAUUGUACGUGGGGUUGUGCAUGUAUGUCUGUAAUGUAUGAUAUGAAGAUGCAAGGGUGUGAUCGGCGGAUUCCGUCUUAUGCCUUUUGCCUCCAAAUGUACGCAAGAUGCCUACUAGAUUAGGUGAGUAUACCUAGGUAGGUAUAGAUCCAGCAUUCAGUAUUACAACAAUGGUUUUCUUUUGCUACA
Messenger RNA from Hypoxylon fragiforme, 1749 nucleotides. RefSeq names its product concanavalin A-like lectin/glucanase domain-containing protein. The record is from RefSeq and is a predicted model, not a curated record. NCBI's taxonomy places the organism in Eukaryota, Fungi, Ascomycota, Sordariomycetes, Xylariales, Hypoxylaceae. Gene Ontology annotation, biological process: Golgi organization; endoplasmic reticulum to Golgi vesicle-mediated transport; endoplasmic reticulum organization. The transcript has 3 exons. The coding region runs from base 295 to 1251 and encodes 318 amino acids. Gene Ontology annotation, molecular function: D-mannose binding. Gene Ontology annotation, cellular component: COPII-coated ER to Golgi transport vesicle; endoplasmic reticulum-Golgi intermediate compartment; Golgi membrane.